UUUUUCCGACUGUUAAAUGAAAAGUAAUUCGGCUGUACUUUACUGCAUCACGACAGCUGAACUAGUACAAAGGUCUGUGUACUUGGUAUGCCUUGGACUAUUAAAUGAAUUAAUACAUACAUUUUGAUAUUUUGUUUUUAUAUACCAGAGCCAUUAACAUUAAACGGGGGAGGUUUUCUAAAAUUAGAUUUCAUUAAGUAUGAUUUAUGGAUUUUUUUUUUUUUUUUUUGCAUGAAAACAAAGGGCAAAAGACUGACUUUUUAACAUUUAUAGGUAAUUAUGUUACGAUUGUACCUGUCCGGCCCACUUGACUACUAUCAGGCUACAUCAGUGAUGCGAAUAAAACACCUUUGCUUUCUUUACCUGGGCCUUUUUUUUUUUUUUUUUCCCUAAAUCACAAAUUGGGAGCAGAGCAUUAGCUUGACAGGGUGUGGGCUGGUCCUAUUCACUCCAUUGCACCAACCAAUUGGCAUAUACUGUAGGGCGCCAGUGAUAGUGUAUUGCAGCGGUAACACUCUCGUACAGCUUACCCCGAAACACCUUUACCCCCUUGACUUUACACCUACAUCACUAAGAAAAGAAAGACUUUUUUAAAAUUCCAUUUAUGUCAAAAUAAAACCGCUUCGUGCUUCCCUCGAUCCUAGGACUGUAUAGAGCUUCAACAGAGGCGCAGGGGGAGGAGGACGAGGAGGAAGAGGAGGAAGGCGAUGCUACAACGUCACAGUACAUCGCCGGACUGUCCAGUAACUCUCUGCACAUAACCAGAACGUAGGAAAACACAAAUUGCGGUCACCCUGAAAAGGUGCUGCCUGACCUUCUCAAAACCAAGAGAUUCUGGCAUUUGAGUCCAACUGCCAAUCCAGAGCAGAGAAACUGUCCUUGGCGCUGAACUUGCUGCAAACCCACGUUCUUGGGCUGCUCCUCCUCAUAGUUCCAAUUCUAAACAGCAACUGACCCAAAAAACCUCCGAACAUAAAAAAAAUGGAUGAUAAUGGACACUACAGAGAGAGACGCUCAGAUUUCAUCCGUGGGGCCAAGGACAUCGCCAAGGUGGCCAAGAAGCAGGUCGGUAAGAAGGUGGGUCGAGGCGUGGACAAAAUGGGCGACGAAUACACCAAACGCUCUUAUAAACGCUUCGAGGAGGAGGACGACGACGACGACUACGCUGGCUACCGCAACGACAGCCGUGCCAACGACGAAGAGGACCACAGUGACUCCACCGAAGGUCACGAUGAAGAUGAUGAGAUAUAUGAAGGCGAGUACCAGGGCAUCCCAAAGGGAGAGUCGGGCAAGGAGGGUGCCGGGGACGACAUGGCCGCUUCUCAGGCGCAGCAGUUCAGAGAUUUGUCCGCCUACGAGGGCGAGAGGAGGAAAGACCAGGAGGAGUUGGCUCAGCAGUACGAAACCAUCCUGCAGGAGUGUGGCCAUGGCAGGUUCCAGUGGACACUCUACUUUGUCCUGGGACUGGCUUUAAUGGCGGAUGGCGUAGAGAUCUUUGUGGUUGGCUUCGUGCUGCCCAGUGCUGAGAAAGACAUGUGUCUGUCUGAGCCGAACAAGGGCAUGCUGGGUCUGAUCGUCUACCUAGGGAUGAUGGUCGGGGCAUUUGUAUGGGGCGGAUUGGCUGACCGGAUCGGUCGGCGACAGACGCUGCUCAUCUCCCUGUCAAUCAACAGUGUGUUUGCCUUCUUUUCAUCCUUUGUCCAGGGCUACGUUUCGUUCCUCUUCUGCCGCCUGGCCUCAGGUGUGGGCAUUGGCGGUUCCAUCCCUAUUGUGUUUUCCUACUACUCUGAAUUCCUGGCCCAGGAGAAACGAGGAGAGCACCUGAGCUGGCUUUGCAUGUUCUGGAUGAUUGGUGGUAUCUAUGCCUCGGCCAUGGCCUGGGCCAUCAUCCCGCACUAUGGCUGGAGUUUCCAGAUGGGCUCGGCCUACCAGUUCCACAGCUGGCGGGUGUUUGUGUUGGUGUGUGCUUUUCCCUCUGUGGCCGCCAUCUGUGCCCUGUCCACCAUGCCCGAGAGCCCUCGCUUUUACCUGGAGAAUGGAAAACACGACGAGGCUUGGAUGAUUCUGAAGCAGGUCCAUGACACCAACAUGCGAGCCAAAGGCUAUCCAGAGAAGGUUUUUUCGGUGACAACUAUAAAAACCGUGAAGCAGAUGGAUGAACUGGUGACCCUGGGCGAUGAUGCGUCUUGGCACGCGAAAUGGAGGAUAAAGCUCUCUACACUUUUCCAUCAGGUGUGGAGUAAUUUCCAGGCUGUGUUCUCCCCUGAAUAUCGCCGCACCACCUACAUGAUGAUGGCCGUGUGGUUCUCCAUGUCCUUCAGCUACUACGGUCUGACAGUCUGGUUUCCCGACAUGAUCAAGUACCUGCAGAAACAGGAGUAUGCAGCCUUGACCAAAGUUUUUGUCAAGGAGAAAGUGGAACAUGUCACCUUUAAUUUUACUUUGGAGAACCAGGUCCACCGCCAGGGAGAGUACUUCAAUGACAAGUUUAUGAACUUGAGGAUGAGAUCAAUGGUGUUUGAGGACUCGUUGUUUGAGGAGUGUUACUUUGAGGACAUCACGUCCAGCAACACUUUUUUCAAGAACUGCACCUUCAUUGCCACACUCUUCUACAACACAGAUCUCUUCAAGUACAGGCUGGUCAACUGCAAGCUUAUCAACAGCACCUUCCUGCACAACAAGGAGGGCUGCUUGCUGAGCGAUGUCAGCGAUGAAAAUAAUGCCUACAUGGUCUACUUUGUCAGUUUCCUGGGCACCUUGGCUGUGUUGCCAGGCAACAUAGUCUCUGCACUGCUAAUGGACAAGAUUGGACGGUUACGGAUGUUAGCUGGCUCCAGUGUUAUAUCUUGUUUUAGCUGUUUCUUGCUGUCCUUUGGCAACAGCGAGUCAGCCAUGAUUGCUCUGCUGUGUCUGUUCGGUGGAAUCAGCAUAGCCUCCUGGAACGCCCUGGAUGUGCUCACUGUCGAGCUCUACCCCUCUGACAAGAGGACUACAGCGUUUGGUUUCCUCAAUGCUCUCUGUAAACUAGCAGCCGUGCUUGGCAUAAGCAUCUUCACGUCAUUCGUCGGCAUAACCAAGGCCGUACCUAUCCUCUUUGCCUCGGGGGCGCUGGCGGCUGGCAGUUUUUUGGCCCUUAAACUUCCUGAGACACGGGGCCAGGUGCUGCAAUAGCAUGGAGCGGGGAAAAAAAAAAAAAAGCGUUCUGUGCGAGAGGUGUCGCGAGGUAGUGUCCCCCGGCGCUGCAGAAGAACAGUUGAAGAAUCCCCUAAACUCCUCAAGUCCUUUUCCCCCCCCGAUACAUUUACACAGCAAGGUUUGUGCAAAUAACCCGCCAGAGAAUUCUGUUGAAAUGUAAAUAAAUGGUAACACAUUAAUACGUGCCAAUUGAAACCAAUUAGCUGUAGUUAUUUCGGACAAAAUCGUAAUAAUCAAGUGAGACGUCAUCGAGGUUGUUGGUGUUCAGAGAAUUUAGAUUGAUCCACAGUUCCCCUCCUACCUUCACAUAACGUCUUACUUUUUAAAAAAAAAAUUUUUUUAACCACAUCUGAAGCAAUCGUAACAUUUUCUGAUAAUACCAGGAUGGGAGCGGGGAACGUCGUAGAUCUUCUUGGCCUAACUUCUUGCGUUGGUAAUUAAACUGCCAUUUUGUAGAUUACAUCCACAUUCCGGAUUUUUAUAGGAUUUACGAAGAGAGGUCGCGAAAAUAUUUCCCCUUAGAAGCGUGUCUAUUACUAGUACUACUACUACUGCUAGUACAUCAAAACGAGACUCGCGGGCCACAAUUGUCCUGAAAUUGAACAUGGGGGGGUCGGGGUCAGGAGCAGAUAGAUGGAGCGUUGGUGUGAACUAAGAUAAAUGAAAAUGUAAAAGUCAUGCAUAAAGGCUAAAAAUGCUAAAAUGUUUUUAGCAUUUUCUACGCCAUCUAUUGGGGAAAUGCGGGCAUUGCAGGGAAAAGGCAGAAGUAUAAUGAUAAUAUAAACUGAUAAUAUAAUUUGGACCGGUGUUUGAGGUGCCAAGAUUAACUGUGACCAAUUUUUAGUUCGUGAGGUGAAAUGUUUUCGUUCGUUUUUGCACAAUAGAGCACAAAAAAUUAAGAUUUUAUUUUUUAUAUAUUUAUUAAGUUAACACGUCCUUCUUCUGUGUAACGUGGAAGACGUAGUCAUGCAAUAAUCACGGACUGUGGGAGAACGACAUAUUUGACCAAAUAGAAGUUUGAGGAGAUAGUGACGCACCCACACUAAACGUAGCUCUCUGAAACGGACUUUUUCCAAGUUGGACUGUCUUUUGGGACAUAGAACUCGAAAGACGGUACAUGUCAAAUAAUGGUAUUUUUAUAUUGUUUUUUUGUGUGUGUGUGUGUGUGUGUUUGUGUUUCAUUUCUACACAACUUUUAAUCCAUUAAAUUCCCACCAGAGACCCCCCCCCCGCCUCCAUGGGCUCAUUGACAUAUUUCACACAUAGCACAAAAGCCGUCCAAAAACAGUCCCCUACGACAUCCCCGUCCUCGUAAAAAAAAAUUAACAGACACACGGCUGCUUUGUCUUCAAAAUAGUCGUCCCUCACACUAGCCAUGGAAUCGGAACUUGGAUUGAGCUAACAUGAUCGGGUGCGGUACAACAGCCCUAGCGUGAGUGCACCCUGAGUGAAAGGAUUUCCAAUAAAUUAUAACAGAAAAGGACAAUUUCUCAAACGUUAACAAUAAUGACAGGGUUUUUUUUUUUUUUUCUUUGUCCAAACUGCCAUUUUGUAGGAUAUCAGCCAUACAUUCAGUAGCGUUAAAGGAGACAACCCAUUGCACUAAGCCUACACCGUUGCACAACGGUGAACGCCUUGUCCGCGGCGACAUUGUCAUGCCUUGUUCUUGCGCCACUUAGCUCGAAGGUACUGAAAAAAAAACCGGACAAAGGUUUUAGGAAAAAAGCACAACGACCAACCCACCUUUGUUAAAAAUGAAAUCUUUGGACCCCGCGUCCCACCCACAGUGACCAACACAUCUCACACUCAGUCCCGCCGUAAAUUUGAAAUUUGACGUCUGUCAUGCAUCGCUGAGUUUUGCCAUGACGCCCACCUGUCUUAUGAAUUAUUGCCAACUCUUUUAUACGGCCUGAGUUUACAAAUCUCUUUGUGUGAUAGCUAUGAAUAUAUGUAAAUAAAAACAAUGUGAUCAAUAACUAUAUAGAUCCUAUCUUUGUUCCCUCUGUCCAUAGAAAAUAGAGAUUAUUAUUAUUAUUAUUAUUAUUAUAAGUCACUCUGCUCUUGAUUCAGUCCUGUUGUGACAGAGCCCGCACAUAGGGGGCAGACUCCCAGACUGUGGCUCACUGUUGACUCACUGCUUCCCCUACAUCCUCCUUUCAUAAGGCAUAAUGUACUUCAUAGACAUAAAGCCACACCAAGUAUAUGACUUAGAAGAUAAAGUCCGGUUGAUGUAUAAAAAUGCAGUUCAUGAGCUGCACAGAAUAUAAGGCACUCUUCAUAAUUCUAUAAAAAAAAAAACAAAAAAAAAAAAAAAACAGGAAGCCAAGCUGGGUACUGUAUCUGUUAAGGAUGCACAAACUACAAAGAAAAUGACAGUAAAAAUAUUAUUACUUACCAUUCACCAUGUUUUCCGGACUAUAAGUCGCUCCAAAGUAUAAGUCGCACCAGCCAAAAAAUGCAUAAUGAAGAAGGGAAAAAAAAAAAAAACACCCAAACAUAUAUAAGUCCCUCAGGAGUAUAGGUCGCACCAGCCCAAGGAAGACAAAAAGUGCGACUUACAGGGGUAGCAAAUAGUGGUACACUAAGCCUAGAGUGCCCUCUAGCGGUUGUCAGUGUGAAAAUAACAAACGUGAAAAUGAUAUAUUUGAAUAUAUAAGUAACACCUGAGUGUAAGUCGCCAUCCUAGCCAAAGGAUGAAAAAAAAAAAAAAAAUGCGACUAAUAGCCCGGAAAAUAAGGUACUAGCUUUUGGGACAAAUUGAAAAUUAAAGUCUUUUUUUUUUUUUUAUUUGCCAAAAGCAAAGGCUUUUUAAAUGUGUAUGUGAAAUGCAGUUUAAUAAGAAUAAAACUUUAAGGAAAUAUUUGCGUGGAGCACAGUAAGCACAAUAAAAAAAAAUCCAGGAAAAAUAGCGUGCCGUUGCAAUAAUUGAAAUUCUUUCAGAUCCGACAGUGACAGGAAGAAGCAGAUUUGGCCACAGCCACUCUUUAAAAUACAGGUUAAAAAAAAACACACACACAUGGACUGUAUAAAUGUAUGUAUAAAAUAAAGCAACGUUUAUUACCCUCGGAGUUAAAAACAAGUGAAGUAAAAAAAAAAAAUUAAAAACGAAAUUGGUUUGCUUUUAUCAUUUCAUCCUUUUAUGAGAAGAAAUUAGAACGGUAUCGUGGAUCCAUAGUCUCGUAGACACACGUUCUUAUAUGUUUGUUCCUCUUGUGCAAACGCAGCUUAUGUUACAGGGUCUUUUUGUAUAAUUGUGAAACGUCUUAUCUGGUCAACAGCCAAUUUUGAGGGCAGAAUGGUAACAAAGCAAUAAGCAUGGGGUGGGGGCGGGGGAGGGGGAUUUAGGUCUUAUUCCUGUUGGAAGUUUUUAAGAAAUGAAAAGCACAUUACAAAACCUUGUUAAGUGAAAGGCAAAACUUACUGAAUUAAUAAGAUGCUGAACCACAGCAAAGCUAACCACUUGUACUAUCUGAAGCAAUCCUGGGUCCGAGGGCCCAUGUCAAUGGAAAAAUGUACUGCCAUUCAGUCAGUGUACUAAAGAACUGAUCACGUUUUGUCAUUGUGUAAUAGAAACUGUAGUGUACAGGCACCGUUUGUGGAAUCAUCACUAUGAAAAUGUGAACUCGUCAUAAAAGAAAUGUGUAAAUGAACAUGAUGUGUUGUUACGUGUGUGUGCAUUUGGUACGUGAGAAUAGGUUAUCGAAGUAAUCUUCGAUUCAAGUUAUAAAUCACGGUUCACUUCAUUGUGACUUUACUCAUUCUGUUUUUAUGGUACGUGAGAUGUUUUGGUUUUUCGUUUUUCUUUUUUUUUUUUGUCCUUGUUGAUUUUUAUUUGAGUUUGCACUUUGUUGUGAAAUUGACCCUUUCGUGACAUCAGAUAUCAAUAAUCCUGAACAAUUAAAAUGUGAAUAUAAAAUAAA
Messenger RNA from Cynoglossus semilaevis (tongue sole), 7115 nucleotides. RefSeq names its product synaptic vesicle glycoprotein 2A (gene sv2a). Bases 982 to 3171 code for a protein of 729 amino acids. Gene Ontology annotation, molecular function: transmembrane transporter activity. Gene Ontology annotation, biological process: transmembrane transport; chemical synaptic transmission. Gene Ontology annotation, cellular component: neuron projection; synaptic vesicle membrane. The record is from RefSeq and is a predicted model, not a curated record. The transcript is spliced from 13 exons. Lineage: Eukaryota; Metazoa; Chordata; Actinopteri; Pleuronectiformes; Cynoglossidae.